Messenger RNA from Amborella trichopoda, 907 nucleotides. It is a transcript of the gene NRPB11, whose product is annotated as DNA-directed RNA polymerase, RBP11-like protein. Lineage: Eukaryota; Viridiplantae; Streptophyta; Magnoliopsida; Amborellales; Amborellaceae. The record is from RefSeq and is a predicted model, not a curated record. Gene Ontology annotation, cellular component: RNA polymerase II, core complex. Gene Ontology annotation, molecular function: protein dimerization activity; DNA binding. Gene Ontology annotation, biological process: transcription by RNA polymerase II.
UUUUCCGUCUUCCGGUGCUCCUCUUGUCAUAAAAGGCCAGAGAAUGCCAUUCGCUCCAAUUCAGCGAGACGACAUCCAGAAGCGGAGCGCCAACUGCUGGAACUCUAAUUUGCUCUCUUUGAGGAAGGGGGCCUAAAAGGCUGAGGGUAGGAGAAGAGAAGCAGAAUGAAUGCACCUGAUCGCUAUGAGCGCUUUGUAGUUCCUGAAGGCACCAAGAAGGUGUCAUAUGAGAGGGACACUAAGAUCAUCAAUGCUGCUUCAUUCACCAUUGAAAGGGAGGAGCACACUGUUGGCAAUGUCCUUCGCAUGCAAUUGCACAGAGACCCAAAUGUUCUUUUCGCAGGGUACAAGCUGCCCCAUCCUCUCCAGUACAAGAUUAUCGUUCGGAUUCAAACCACAAGUCAAUCUUCUCCAAUGCAGGCCUACAACCAAGCCAUCAAUGAUCUUGAUAAGGAGCUUAAUCACCUGAAAGAUAUAUUUGAGGAUGAGGUGGCUCGAUUUACAAGGGAGAAUCAAGUUCAUAGGGGAUAUUGAUGUUAGCCUACUUAUGGUGCGGAGCACAGAUGCAUCUUGUUUUGCUGUUAUCAUAGUUUAUUAACUGUCUGGAUGUGUAUGUAUUUACCUGUUGAAAAGUGUCAUUCACAUGACUUGGAGAUUCUAACUAUUCUACCCUCAGAGAGAGAGAGAGAGAGUCUCUGCUCAUGAGGAUGUUUUGGUGGUGAGUAACCAUGCUCAUGGGAUGUUUUUUGGUGGUGAGUUACCAAACCAUGGACUACUAGAAAGAUUAACCCCUUGAAAGUUAGUGAACUCUAGGGGUGCUCUGGGUCCAGUUUCUUUUUGUAUUUGGGGAUUCCAUAACUCAAUUGAUUAAGGUUUUUGGUACAUAUGGAAGCCUUUAUAAAGAUCA